Messenger RNA from Humulus lupulus (European hop), 1772 nucleotides. RefSeq names its product probable anion transporter 3, chloroplastic. Gene Ontology annotation, biological process: transmembrane transport. Gene Ontology annotation, cellular component: plastid. Gene Ontology annotation, molecular function: phosphate transmembrane transporter activity. Lineage: Eukaryota; Viridiplantae; Streptophyta; Magnoliopsida; Rosales; Cannabaceae. The record is from RefSeq and is a predicted model, not a curated record. Bases 212 to 1765 code for a protein of 517 amino acids. The transcript is spliced from 8 exons.
CUCUUUUCCUUUUCCAUUUCUCCAAUGUUGAAGUUGUUGGAUAGAUUGUACAUGUGAUCUUUCUCUCCUUCCAAACAACCCGACAAACACACAAACUCAUAUUUUUUUUUUGUAUUAUUUAAACCAUCUCUGCGUGUGUGCUGACACAUUCUCUCUCUCCUUCUCUCUCUCUCUCUUCGGAGCUCUCUAGUUUUGCUCUGUUCCUUCUUCAAUGGCGACGACUCCAGCCCCAUGCUCAUCUUGUUUCUCGACAUCCCAGUCGAAGUUGAAGGAUCUGAAGAAGACCCAGUUGGGCUACGGUCCCAUACUCCAAGCCAAACCCAUCAAACAAUGGAGAGGCUUUUCGAGCAUUGGAAAUGGACCCAGAAUCAUAAGACCAAAAACAGAGCAUUUGGAGAGAAGAAGUACGAGAAAUGGGGUGGUGGUGGGUGUGAGGUGUACGGCAGAGGGAUUAGAAAGAGGAUUAUUGGUGGGAAGGAGUUCUUCUAUAGAAGAGGUAAAAGUCAACGUUCCAGAGAGGCUUAAGGUGGUGGCUAUGGUGGCUGCCGUUAUGUGUUUAUGUAACGCCGAUAGAGUGGUCAUGUCUGUGGCCGUCGUUCCCUUAGCUGCCAAGCUUGGCUGGUCUAGCUCUUUCUUAGGCAUUGUUCAGUCAUCUUUUCUGUGGGGAUACAUUUUCUCCUCGGUGAUUGGAGGAGCAUUAGUGGAUAAAUAUGGAGGAAAGAGAGUGAUGGCAUAUGGUGUGGCUUUGUGGUCUUUGGCCACUCUCUUAACACCAUUGGCUGCCAACCACUCCACAACAAGCCUCUUGGCUGUUCGCGCCGUCUUCGGACUUGCUGAAGGCGUAGCCUUUCCCUCAAUGAGCACUCUUAUAUCCAGGUGGUUUCCAACACAAGAAAGAGCGAGUGCAGUUGGACUAUCUAUGGCAGGAUUUCAUCUUGGCAAUGUUGCAGGGUUCCUACUUACUCCAAUAAUGCUGUCAUCGAUGGGGAUGUCGGGUCCAUUCAUUCUCUUCUCUUCGUUUGGGUUGAUCUGGUUGAUGACAUGGGCCUUAAAGGUCUCAAAUGAUCCAAAAGAAAGCUCUUAUAUCAGCAAAUCAGAGCUUCUUUUAAUCCAAGCAGGAAAAACUGAAUCUCCUGUGAAAAAUGACAAACUCCCACCUCUAAGCCUUUUAUUAUCAAAGUUACCAACAUGGGCUAUUAUUUUUGCCAAUGUAACCAACAACUGGGGAUACUUUGUUCUUCUCUCAUGGAUGCCUGUCUACUUUAAGACUGUAUUUAGUGUGAACUUGAAGCAAGCAGCAUGGUUUAGUGCUGUUCCAUGGGGAACAAUGGCGGUUUCCGGCUUCAUUGCAGGCACAUUAUCAGAUUACUUAAUCAAGGCAGGGUACUCGUUGACACUAGUUCGAAAGCUCAUGCAGUCUGUUGGUUUCAUUGGACCCGGAGUGGCAUUGCUAUGCUUGAACUAUGCAAAAACACCUAUAGCUGCAGCAGUACUCCUCACCAUAGCGUUGAGCUUAAGCUCUUUCAGCCAAGCUGGUUAUUUCCUCAAUAUGCAAGACAUUGCUCCUCAAUAUGCUGGAUUUCUCCAUGGGAUUUCGAAUUCAGCCGGGACAUUGGCGGCCAUCGUUAGCACCAUAGGAACUGGAUAUUUUGUUCAAUGGUUAGGAUCAUUUCAAGCAUUCUUAACUGUCACAGCAGCUCUCUAUUUCAUUACAGCCAUAUUUUGGAACCUUUUUGCUACUGGAGAACGUGUCUUCUAUGAUUGAUUUUUUA